UAAGCACUGUGUCUUCCGCGUUAGGUAAAAAGCACAGAUGCGGGCAACGCAGAAAGGCACAAUUAGCGCUCAGGCUACUGCUUAUGCUAAAACUUUUUCCCCCCACUAAGAAGCAGGGUUAUCAGUUCCGGCCACCUUUUUACUAAAACAUGUCUUUCUAUAUUCGGUCGCAGACUCUUGUGCUUUAUAUGGGAUUAACAAUACUUGGGAUUAUCCUUGCCUAUGGCUUGUACAGUACAAAUUUGAGAUGUUCCGUCUCAUCCAACAUCCAACCUAUUUCUGAAGGAAAGAGGCAGACUUGGUGGAUUCAGAGGGGAGAACUCUCCAGAACGAGGAACUGGAAUGUUGUCUCUCCUGAGAGGUUACUAUACAAACAACCCAGUGCGACAUGGGGGCGCUCUGAUGUAAUGCCCAUAACCCCCUGGCUGGCACCGAUCAUCUGGGAAGAAACCUUUAACCCUGAGCUGGUUGAUGCCAUAUACAAGCCAAUGAAUCUCACCAUCGCAACCACUGUGUUUGCUGUUGGAAAGUAUAUCAGGUUUCUGGGUGAUUUCUUGGAAUCGGCAGAGCAGCACUUUAUGGUUGACUUCAAAGUGAACUAUCACAUUUUCACUGACCAGCCGCAGGAAGUUCCAGCGGUGACUCUGGCUGCUGGAAGAAAAAUCUUUGUCCAUCUGGUGCCGAAGUUAGACCGCUGGCAGGACAUCUCUGCUUCGAGGAUGCAGAUGAUCCAGACCAUCAUCGAGCAGCAGGUUCACCGAGAGGCAGAUUACAUCUACUGCCAGGACGUCGAUGCAAAAUUCCACUUUCGCUGGGGUGCAGAAACUCUGGAUCGGCUGGUGGGCCAAAUACACCCUUGGUACUAUGAUUUGAACCGUGAUCAGUUCACUUACGAACGGCGUCCUGAGUCUACGGCCUACAUUCCUGCAGGGGUAGGAGACUUCUAUUAUAUUGGAGCCAUGUUUGGGGGCACAGUUGAGGAUGUUUAUAGACUGGUUAAAAAGUGUCAUGAAAAUAUAGAAAUAGACAAAGCAAAGGGAAUAGAGGCGGCCUGGCAGGAAGAGAGUCACCUAAACUGGUACCUGCUUCACAAUAAACCCUCUAAGGUUCUGUCGCCAGAGUACAUGUGGGAUGACCAGAGGGGUAAAACAGAAGUUAUGAAAGUCAUUCGACUUUCACAAAUCCUUAAGAACUAUGCAGAAGUAAGAGAAAACGUGUAACGCUCACGCUACUGAAGACACAGCAUUGACUACAUCCUAUCAUGGGCUACAUCUUAACUGUGGGCACUCCUAGGGCAUUACAGCAUUCCUAACAUGUCUCCAGAAAGUUAGGCAAUUGAUGAUAAUUUGUGUAAUAAUUAGGCUUAGAUAAUUAUUUGACUGUACAUGUAUUGACAUUUUUGUAAUAAUAUAUGAUUUCUAAAGUUUAAAAUCAGUGGUGAGCUAAUAUGGAAAUUUUGACAAAUACAAAACAUUUUUGGUUGUUAUCGUACAGAUGACCGGCUAACCUCUGAGCUGGAGGGGCAGCACACAUCAGUGUAAUGUUACGUUAUUUUUUACUUUGUGUAAAACAAAAGACCGAUCUGUGGGCCAGAUUUAAUAAGAAAUUAAAACAUGUCACGGGCUGGGACCAGAAUUGCCAUGCAGCCUGUAUUUAACGGGUCUUGUUUUGUAAAAUAAAACGCUGCAUUCCAUUUUGGACCAAAAUGGCCAAUGAUCCAAGGCAGUGUAAUUACAGUGUUGGUGCCAGAGCAUUGAGUUAGCAUAUGAUCCACAGCCCGCCACAUUUUAGGAUGAAAUCCUUUAAUUAAAAAUUUUUAAUGAAGGGUCCUUGAUGGGUGGCAUGUCAGGAAGCAUGGUGGCUCAUUUGGAGGCCAAUGGACCAUAAACUUAUUUUUUUACAGUUGGAGCAGAGCCAAUGUAUAAUGUUUCAGCUUAACACAGUGGACAGAGACCAUGGUGUCCUUGUUGACUCAGAUCUACAUUUUGAUGCUCAUCUAACAACAAGCCUGGGCUACUGUAACGGCCUCCUUUCUGGUUGCCCAUGUAGAUCCUUGUAAACUUCAGCUUGUAUACAGUGCAGCUGGCAGAGAUCUUACAAACAAUAAAAGAAAUGACCAUAUUAGCCCUGUUUUGUGCUUCCUUCACUGGCUUCCAGUUAAGUUUUGGAUUGAUUACAAGAUGCUACAACUUACAAAAGUGCUGGACUGUAGUUUUAAGCUCUUGCUAAGUGCUCAGCCCCAGCUAGGCCUAUAGUGUGUGUAAUGUUGUAUGAUAUACGUUACAUCACACAACUUGUAUUCAGGUUUGAUAUUUUUAUAUUGAAUGUGUUGUUGCCAUAUGGCUUUCAGCCUCUGGAAGGUGUGGUUUAUCGAUUACUUGCUUUAUUAUGAUUAAUUGCUUUAUUACUUGUUUUAUUGAUUAAUUGCUAUAUGAAUUGCCUUAUUGCAUUGGACCUGGAAGUAGUGUAUUUAUACAGUCAGUAUGGGGGCGUCUCGCUUUGGUUGCCUUGUACGGUUAUGUUGUAAAUGUGAGUUUUGACAGAUUUUUUACUUAAUUUAUGGUGUGUUGUUUUACCUUUAUAAUUGGUGUUUUGUUUAUGGUUUGUUGUUUUACUUUGGUUGUGGUUUAUUUUCAUUUUAUAUUCAUGCACUUUAAAUAAAUAACACAUUUUGCAUUUUG
Brienomyrus brachyistius is the source of this 2681-nucleotide messenger RNA. RefSeq names its product globoside alpha-1,3-N-acetylgalactosaminyltransferase 1-like. Gene Ontology annotation, biological process: carbohydrate metabolic process. The record is from RefSeq and is a predicted model, not a curated record. The transcript is spliced from 7 exons. NCBI's taxonomy places the organism in Eukaryota, Metazoa, Chordata, Actinopteri, Osteoglossiformes, Mormyridae. Bases 150 to 1220 code for a protein of 356 amino acids. Gene Ontology annotation, molecular function: hexosyltransferase activity. Gene Ontology annotation, cellular component: membrane; Golgi apparatus; vesicle.